This is a messenger RNA of Dacryopinax primogenitus, 1272 nucleotides long. Its product is annotated as SET domain-containing protein. The record is from RefSeq and is a predicted model, not a curated record. The transcript has 6 exons. Gene Ontology annotation, molecular function: protein-lysine N-methyltransferase activity. Gene Ontology annotation, cellular component: nucleus. Lineage: Eukaryota; Fungi; Basidiomycota; Dacrymycetes; Dacrymycetales; Dacrymycetaceae. Bases 7 to 1272 code for a protein of 421 amino acids. Gene Ontology annotation, biological process: peptidyl-lysine monomethylation.
AUUGAUAUGAACGAACCCGAAUGCAUCGCGCCAUUUCGAGACUGGGUCAAGUAUCAUGGCGCCUGGAUACAUCCUGCUUUGCGCUUCGUGUCCGAUGACUCAGGCAUGUCCGUGGUGACCGUUGAAGAUCUAGCCGCAGACACGCCAGUAUUAUCUUGCCCUUUCCAUCUCGUGAUCACUCCUCAGUCUGCGAAGGCGGCAAUGAAAGGUGCUUUCGGAGAUUUACUUGACACGCGCCUAGACUACCUGAAUGAACGACAACUUGUGGUCACUUACAUUCUGAUGCACUUUCUGAAUCAUAAAACUGAAUAUUUCAAGCAUGGCCCUUACCUCAAAACACUUCCUGGAAGCUCUCGGCUCUUCACUCCCUUAUACUUUAAUCCGGAAGAAACGAAGUUGCUUGGUGGAAGCAACGUGGCAUUAGAAACCAAGAGGCGGGAGGAAAUAUGGAAAAGAGAACUCAAUGCUGCUUGGCCAGUCUUCCAGCGCAUCUUCGGGGCACAUCUUGUGUUCACUGGGACAUAUUGGGAAAAAGUAUGCACCUGGAUAACCUCCCGUUCAUUUCCCUCAUCGUUGCUGUCGACGAAUAACCCCAACACAACCUCGUCGGACUCAGUGCCUGUUCUCCUCCCUGUUCUCGAUUGCAUGAACCACAAGAGAGCACACCCGGUUACGUGGCUGACAAGUACGAAGCUUCUUCCAGAAGCAUUGGCCACCGGUGCUAAUGAGAAUGGGCCGUAUAUCAACUUGGUGCAUCAUCCGACGCUUGAAGCCGGCUUACAAGUGUUCAACAACUACGGGCCGAAAGGCAACGCCGAGUUCCUUCUCGGAUACGGAUUCACCCUGCCGAACAAUCCCAGCGACACGAUCUUCCUGUCCAUUCCUCAAGGCCAACUUCACGAGGUGGGCCGUGAAGCAGAGGGAAUAAUCCCAAUCUGGAACGAAGUGCGCGAACGGAUGGGAAUCCGAAGGGAAGAUACGAACUGGCGGAGCGUGAUGGACGUUGCCCAGGGGCUGUCUGAUAUGGUCCUGGCGAAAAUGGACGUGCACGAUGUGGUCGAGGACGAUAUUGAUAUGGAAGAAGUUCGCCCGCUCGUUAGAGGAUAUAUCAAUAAUUACAUGGAUGGGCAGCGGGACAUUCUUCAGUCUAUGUACGAUUUUUGCGAGCGGAUGCGUAGCCGCGCUCGGGAAGAGGCGAGAGCAGCAGGUGUAGAUCUCGCCGAAGAUGAAUUUGAUGCUGGUGACGAGGAGGUUUAUCAAGAGGUGGCGUGA